Molecule: messenger RNA, 3876 nt
Organism: Osmerus eperlanus (European smelt)
Lineage: Eukaryota; Metazoa; Chordata; Actinopteri; Osmeriformes; Osmeridae
Gene: lrfn4a
Product: leucine rich repeat and fibronectin type III domain containing 4a
Exons: 3
Coding region: 754-3471 (905 amino acids)
Molecular function (GO): protein binding
Source: RefSeq, a predicted model, not a curated record
CACACACACACACACACGCUCGCUCUCCCUGCACCAAAAGCCACAAAUCACGACUCGUGCUGCACAGGGAUGGUGGAAGAGGAGACGUGCGUCGAAACAAGCGUCUGAUUUGAGUUGAGAGCGAGCUCGGACGGCAGGGGUGAAACAUGCCAUCGUUGUAGGUCGUUGAAAUCAGACGCCGAGAGCCCUUUCCUCUGCCCAACCCCGGUCAGCAGGAAGAGAGGACUAGCGGGAGGAGUCGGCGAGUAAGAAGUGGAGGGUGCACUCCUGCCUUUCAGGGGAGGGACGGCGGCGGCCAGUCAAGAGGAGGAGAGGGGCAGAGACGGGAGAGGGGAGGGGGGGCUGAGAGGACUUGCGCUGCUCUAACACAGAUAACACAGAGUCUGGGAAGUGGAAGAGCCUCACUGUUCUGCCUCUGAGGACAGACGCGACGGGCGGGCAGGGAAAGGGGUGGAAUACAAAUAACUCUGGAGUUAUGAGACGCGGGGAGGAAACGCAAUCCGAGGAGAGGAUCCUCCAAGUCGGGGAAUUGGUGAAAGGACGAACAGAGAGCUGAAGAUGAGUCGAGGAGACGAGAGAAAUGUUUCCCACCUUUCAUCCUUCUGGGGAGGAAGCGAGCCCGUCUGUGUAUCCUGAGGGCUCAACUAAAUCGGAUUAUUUCAAUUCAUGCUCCAGUUAUCACGAAGAAUCAAUAGAUGUGGCUUUCUCAGCAAAUACCCAAGCAACUUAAGUUCAUGAACGACCGUCUCAACAAUGCCUAAACCCAACCCCCAACACCAGUCCUCUCACGCGCCACACCCACCCCCCGCCCCGCUCUCCACACCCUCCCCGUGGAACGCCCUCCAACCAUCCCUGAGGCCCCCGGCCCGCCCCCAGGCCCCGCGCUCGGCCGUGUGGCUGGCCGUGGUGACCUGUUCCUGGGUCGUGCUGGUCCAGAGCCCGGGGGUCUCAGCGGGGGAGACCUGGGGCGUGGUGUCCAUCUGCCCCUUCCACUGCGUGUGCCGGAACCUGUCCGAGUCCCUCAGCACGCUGUGCGUCAACAAGGGCCUGCUGUUCGUGCCGCCGGACAUCGACCGGAGGACGGUGGAGCUGCGGCUGGCGGACAACUUCAUCCUGGAGGUGGGGAAGGUGGACUUUGCCAACAUGACGGGCCUGGUGGAGCUGACGCUGUCCAGGAACACCAUCCACACGGUGCGGCCGAUGGCGUUCGCCGACCUAGAGAGCCUCCGCUCGCUGCACCUGGACACCAACCGUCUGACGGCGGUGGGGCCGCGCGACCUGGCCGGCCUGCUCAACCUGCAGCACCUCAUCAUCAACAGCAACCAGCUGACCUUCGUGUCGCCGGCGGCGUUCGACGACUUCCUCCCCACGCUGGAGGACCUGGACCUGUCCUACAACAACCUGCGCAAGGUGCCCUGGGAAGCCAUCCAAAGCAUGGCCAGCCUGCACACGCUCAACCUCGACCACAACCUCAUCGACCACAUCGCCGAGGGCUCCUUCGGGGAGCUCUACAAGCUGGCGCGCCUCGACAUGACCUCCAACCGGCUGCAGACACUGCCGCCCGACCCCCUGUUCUCGCGCUCGCAGACGGGCGUGGUCAGCCCCACCCCUUACAACGCCUUCAUCAGCCUGAGCUUCGGGGGGAACCCGCUGCACUGCAACUGCGAGCUGCUCUGGCUGCGGCGGCUGGUCCGCGGGGACGACAUGGAGACGUGCGCCACGCCGGCGCACCUGGCCGGCCGCUACUUCUGGUCCAUCCCCGAGGAGGAAUUCACCUGCGAGCCUCCGCUCAUCACCCGCCACUCCAACAAGCUGUGGGUGCUGGAGGGCCAGCGGGCCACGCUGAGGUGCCGCGCCAUCGGCGACCCCGAGCCCGUCAUGCACUGGAUCUCCCCCGACGACCGCAUUGUGGCCAACUCCAGCCGCGUGCGCUCGCACUACAACGGCACGCUGGACGUGCUGGUGACGCGCGCCCGCGACGACGGGACGUACACCUGCAUCGCCAUCAACGCCGCCGGCGAGGCCACGGCGCUGGUGGACCUCAAGAUCAUCCCCCUCCCGCACCGCGGCAACAACACCGUGCCCCUGACCAACCCCCGGGGAGACCCCGGGUCCUCCGACAUCACCAGCGGGAGGGAGGGCCGACACGGGAAGGGGGGGGGGGGGGUGGUGACCGUCAGGAACGCCAGCGGCGAGGGCGAGAGCGGAGAGAGGGUGGACGGCGAGAGCAGUGCCAGCGAGCGCCUGGUGGGGGUGCUGGGGGUGACCGCCACCUCGGCCCAGGUGCGCUGGCACAUGGGCCGAGCGUCCGGCCCCUACCUGGUGUGGAUGUAUCAGAUCCAGUACAACUGCACCGCCGACGACGCUCUGGUCUACAGGAUCCUGCCUCCGACAAGCACCACCUUCCUGCUGAAGAACCUGGUGUCGGGGGCCGACUACAGCCUGUGCGUCCUGGCCAUCUUUGACGACGGGCUGGCCUCGCUCUCCACCACCAUGGUGCUGGGCUGCACGCAGUUCAGCACCAAGGAGGACUACUCCGAGUGUCGCUCGCUGCAGGCUCACUUCCUGGGCGGCACGUUGACGGUGAUGGUGGGCGGCGUGAUCGUGGUGACCCUCCUGGUGUUCACCGUCGCCAUGAUGGUGAGGCACCGCGCCUGCGGGGACUGCCAGGACGACGGCGGCCAGUACCCCGGCGGUCACCGCGGCGACGGCGACCUGCCCGCCAAAGGCGGCGUGGACGUUUACGCCCAGACCAACGGGAACGGGGGCGUGAUGAUGGUGGCGCUUCCCAACGGGAUGCUGGGCCAGCAGGUCAAAGCGACGCCUCCCAAGACCAAACCGCAGGUCAAGAGCCGCGGCCGGACUCCGCCCAAGACGGACAGGGCUGAGACGGAGAAGGGCGGAGGCGUGGAGGGCAGCGGGCUGGAGGUGGCGCUGAGGGAGAAGAAGAAGUUCCCUCCCUUCACCCCCGAGAGGGAGAGACUGACGCUGUACUACACCCCAGGGAACACGUCCCACACCUUGCCCAACCCCCGGACCCACAAGGCCCUCAGGCAGCCGGGCGGACGGAAGGUUCGCCAGCCCGAGAAGGGGGAGCCAGACCUGGAUAAGAUGCUGGGCUCCCGCUACAGCCUGGGCUCCGAGUCGUCCGGACCCGGCGCCGUGACGGACUGGAGGCCGACCCUGCGCCCCACGCGCAGCAGCUCCUUCGACGUGGGCGACAUCACCGCGACGACCACCUGCUACGGCUACGCCAAGAGGCUGAGCAUGAUCUGGAACCGGCGGAGCCAGUCGCUGCAAGGCAUGCUGGUCCAGUGCGCCUCCACGACCAGCAGCAGCGCGGGCAGCAGCGCGGGCAGCGAGGCCCCGGCGCAGGGCCUCGGGCACAGGUACCUGCACGAGUACAACACCUCCAACUCCAACUCCAACGUGAGGGCCAACCCCGGAGACCUGGAGGAGAGCGUCGUGUGAAGGGACGCGGGACCGGAAAGACCCGGAAUCUGAACAGGAUCAGAGAGGACACGUAAACGUGUCCGUGUGCGUUCGGAAUGACAGAUGGGAUAUAUUUUGGGGGAGGGGGGGAGAUCUGAGAGGAGAACGUUUUGUUUGGAGGCUGACGGAUGGUUGCCGACGCUGGUUGCCGACGCUGCACGCAUGGCACAUGAUGACUCAUGAAAGCAGCAGACAUUUACACAGAGAAAAGGUUGAAGGCGAAAACAGGACAAAGUGUGCAAGACUGCGAAUGUGCUCCAAAAGAACUACUUUACUGGUUGUGGCCCUGAACAACAUAAUUGGGGGGGGGGGGGGGGGGGGGGUAACAAGCUGAGACUUCUGUUCCAACAAGAUUAAUCAAACAAUUAAUGGUGAAUUACUACA